AUGUUGCGCAUGGAGAGGAUGACUGCCGAUCAGGCCAAUCCGGGCCCGCUCGAGCGCGACAUUCACUUGGCCAUCACUGCUCUAAAAAAGGGGUCACAGUUACUGAAGUAUGGACGCAGAGGAAAGCCCAAAUUUUGUCCUUUCAGACUGUCCAAUGAUGAAUCGGUUCUGAUAUGGUACUCAGGCAAAGAUGAGAAAUAUGUUAAACUAAGCCAUGUUUCUAGAAUUAUACCUGGCCAGCGCACUCCAAUCUUUCAGAGGUAUCCUCGGCCGGAGAAGGAAUAUCAGUCAUUUUCUCUUAUAUACGAUGACAGGUCUUUAGAUUUGAUAUGCAAGGAUAAAGAUGAAGCUGAGGUCUGGUUUACUGGUCUAAAAGCACUAAUAUCACGUGGCCUUCAACAGAAGGGGAGAGCAGAAACAAAAAGUGGAGUUACCUCUGAAGCAAAUAGCCCAAGAUCACAUACGCAAAGAAGUUCUCCUUUGAGCUCUCCAUUUUGUAGUGGUGAUAGUUCACAGAAGGAUGAAGUGGAACCCUUUCAUCCUCAUGCUACAUCUGAAAGCCCUCCUAAAGUCCAUUUGGAGAAGGCUUUAUCAGAUGCCAUGCUAUAUGCCCUCCCUCCGAAAGUUCCCUUUCCUUCAGAUUCUGCUUCUGGCUCAUUUCAGUCUCUGUCAUCAGGAGGCUCAGAUGGAAUGAAUGGUCGAACAAAGGGUGCGGGGACAGACGCUUAUAGAGUUAGUUUAUCAAGUGCAGUUAGCUCAUCAAGUCAAGGCUCUGGUCAUGAUGACGGUGACGCUUUAGGGGAUGUUUUCAUUUGGGGGGAAGGCGUAGGUGAUUGCAUUUUGGGUGGGGGAUUACAUAGAGUUGGUAGUUCUUCUAGUUCUAAGACGGACUCUUCUGUACCUAAAGUCUUGGAAUCUGCUGUUGUACUUGAUGUUCAAAGUAUAGCUUGUGGUGGAAGACAUGCUGCUUUUGUAACCAAGCAAGGAGAGGUAUUUUCUUGGGGUGAAGAAUUAGGAGGCAGACUUGGACAUGGUGUAGAUGCUGAUAUCUCCCAUCCAAAGCUCAUAGAUGGUCUCAAAAAUCUUAACGUAGAAUUUUUAGCAUGUGGGGAGUACCAUUCUUGUGCAGUAACACUCUCUGGUGAUAUAUACACAUGGGGUGGCAGUACUUCUAAUUUUGCACUCCUUGGACACGGGUUUCAAUCCAGUCAGUGGAUCCCAAAAAAGUUAAAUGGACCUUUAGAGGGAAUUCAUGUCUCUUCAGUUUCUUGUGGACCAUGGCACACAGCUGUUGUGACCUCUGCUGGUCAAUUGUUUACUUUUGGUGAUGGAACUUUUGGUGUUCUAGGUCAUGGGGAUCGCAAGUGUAUAUCAGUUCCAAGGGAAGUUGAGUCCCUUAAAGGCCUCCGUACUGUUCGAGUAGCUUGUGGUGUUUGGCACUCUGCUGCAGUAGUUGAAGUCAUGGUGGGAUCAUCAAGUUCCAGCAACUGUUCUUCUGGGAAGCUUUUUACAUGGGGAGAUGGUGAUAAAGGUCGACUUGGGCAUGGUGAUAAGGAUGCAAGACUUGUGCCCACUUGUGUUGCUGCUUUGGUUGAACCCAACUUCUGUCAAGUUGCAUGUGGACAAAGUCUGACUGUUGCCCUUACAAGAACUGGCCAUGUUUACACUGUAGGAAGCCCUGUUUAUGGUCAAUUAGGGAUCCCUCAAGCUGAUGGGAAACUCCCGCGCCGUGUUGAGGGAAAGCUAAUGAAGAAUUUUGUUGAAGAAAUUGCUUGUGGUGCUUAUCAUGUUGCAGUCUUAACGUCGAGAACUGAAGUUUACACUUGGGGAAAGGGUGCAAAUGGUAGGUUAGGUCUUGGGGAUACAGAGGAUAAAUUUUCACCAACAUUAGUUGAAGCACUAAGAGACAAACAAGUCAAAAGUAUUGUUUGCGGCACUAACUUUACAGCAGCCAUCUGUCUUCAUAAAUGGGUCUCUGGUGUUGAUCAAUCAAUGUGUUCUGGCUGUCGCCUUCCAUUUAACUUUAAAAGAAAAAGACACAACUGCUACAAUUGUGGACUUGUAUUAUGCCAUUCGUGCAGUAGCAAAAAGUGCCUCAAGGCUGCGAUGGCACCAAAUCCGAACAAACCAUAUCGAGUUUGUGAUAAUUGUUUUGGGAAACUUAGAAAGGCCUCUGAAACCAACUAUUCAUCUGGUUCUGCUUUGAGAAAAGGAAGUGUAAAUCAGGGAUUCGCUGAAGUGAGUGAAAAUAAUAAAGAUUUGGACAGUGGUUCAACCACAAGAAGCAAGAAACUACAGUUUAGCAGUAAUUGUGUUGCUCCUUUUCCACAUGACAUCUCUGAGCGCCGUGCAUUCAGUGGGACUAAAUCUUUCAACCCAGUAUUUGGAUCUUCCAAAAAGUUUUUCUCAGCUUCUCUUCCUGGAUCAAGAAUUGCUUCUCGAGCAACAUCACCAACAUCCAGGCGAUCUAGUCCGCCUCGUGCGAAAACACCAACCCCUGCUGCUCUCUCAGGGAUCACGUUGCCAAAUGUUGUGGAAUAUGCUAGAGGGACAAAUGAUGGUCUAAGUGAAGAAGUUCUUAAAUUAAGAGCUCAGGUUGAAGAUCUUACUCGUAAAAGUCGAGUUCAAGAUAUUGAGCUGGAAAGAACAACGCACCAAUUAAAGGAGGCUGUCAAAAUAGCAGGGGAAGAAAGUGCAAAAUGUAGAGCAGCAAAGGAAGUAAUUAAAGCGCUCACAGCUCAAUUAAAAGAAAUGGCUGAAAGGUUACCCAUUAGAACAACAAGAAUCAGUGACAUACGUCCAUUAGGCUCUUCUAGUCCUACCCAUGAAGUUUCUACUGCAGCCACUGAGAAAGCAAGCAGUCCGUUGACCUCCCUUGAACCACAUUCUAUUGCAUCAAAUACCCUGGUGGUUUCUAAUGCACCAAGGGUCUUGAGUAAUCAUGCUUCAAAUACCACUGAAGUGGCAAAUUCAGAAGCAACUGCUAGGCAUAAGAACAGGGGAACAAAAGCUGAUACCACACAUGGGGAUGAAUGGGUUGAGCAAGACGAGCCUGGUGUAUAUAUUACCCUUGUUUCCUCACCAACAGGAGUCAAAGAUCUCAAGCGUGUUCGCUUCAGUCGAAAGCGGUUCAGUGAGAAACAAGCAGAACAGUGGUGGGCGGCAAAUAGGGCUAGAGUAUAUCAGCAGUAUAAUGUUCCUGUGGUUGAAAAAUCUAGUAUUUCCGUAGGAAGAGAAGGAUUGGCUCAUUGAGCUGCUAAUCUCAAGAUGUUAUUUGGGGCGAAGAUAAGGGUUAGCUCUUUGAUAGACCCACUAAUCAUUUUACAUUGUAAAGAGGGAUGUGGGAAAUUUCCUCUUCCCUC
Molecule: messenger RNA, 3362 nt
Organism: Fragaria vesca subsp. vesca
Lineage: Eukaryota; Viridiplantae; Streptophyta; Magnoliopsida; Rosales; Rosaceae
Exons: 9
Coding region: 1-3252 (1083 amino acids)
Molecular function (GO): metal ion binding
Source: RefSeq, a predicted model, not a curated record